Neofelis nebulosa (Clouded leopard) is the source of this 2135-nucleotide messenger RNA. Its product is annotated as olfactory receptor 13C9. Gene Ontology annotation, molecular function: G protein-coupled receptor activity; olfactory receptor activity. Lineage: Eukaryota; Metazoa; Chordata; Mammalia; Carnivora; Felidae. Gene Ontology annotation, biological process: G protein-coupled receptor signaling pathway. The transcript is spliced from 8 exons. Gene Ontology annotation, cellular component: membrane. The coding region runs from base 715 to 1668 and encodes 317 amino acids. The record is from RefSeq and is a predicted model, not a curated record.
UUAGCUGAACGCGGAGAGCGUUCCUGUGCCACCUUUCUGAGCCCGUCAGCUAGUCUCCACGCGCGGUUACGCACAGUUCUUAAAGUUCGUGCGCAGAAUGUCAGGUUCAUGCAGAUCUGCAGUAGGAAGCAGGAGAAGUGGAUCCAGUGCUGUCUCAACUGAGUAGGAGGGCAGUAGCUCUGCAUGUAGACUCCAUGCUUUUAUUGUGGGGACAUUCCUGGGAGACUACCAAAGAAGCUGAAAGGUCUAGGCAUUUGUUGGUCCCAGCUUUCUCUAAAGCCCAAGAAAGCUAUGGGAUCCACUGUUAAGAACCCCACCAUUUCAGAUUACUCGGUGGGUAGUGUGAAGGGGAACAGACCAAAGUGAAAACUCUGGACAUUAUGUGUAAAAAAAACAUAAGAAGACUCUGAAAGGUGGAGAGAAAGAGACCAGCUAGGGACUUUGGGAUCUAAGGAAACAAGAAGCAGGGAAGGCCUCUACCCAAUUAGUAAAAGUAUCAACCCAUACCAACAGAUGUUGGAAUUCCUUUGACCUUGGCAUACCACAAGGCCUGUGACAUUAUGGUUCCUCAAUGGUGAUACCUUCAGAUAUUCAUCAACCUCAUGGAAAAUUUUGUAUAAUUGGCUGCAAAUAGAAGAUCAAGCAAAAUAAUCUGCUGUGCAUUGCAACCUAGGAGGUGAAUCAAUCUUCCAUUUAGAGGUAAGAAAAAGUACAAUGGAAUGGGAAAAUCAAACCAUUCUGGUGGAAUUCUUUCUAAAGGGGCUUUCUGAUUACCCAAGGCUUGAGCUACUCUUUUUUGCACUAAUCUUAAUAAUGUAUGUUGUCAUCCUUCUGGGCAAUGGCACCCUUAUUUUAAUCAGCAUCUGGGACUCCCACCUUCACACCCCUAUGUACUUCUUCCUGGGGAACCUCUCCUUCUUGGACAUCUGCUACACCACCACCUCCAUUCCCUCCACUCUGGUAAACUUCCUCUCAGAAAGAAAGACCAUAUCCUUCUCUGGCUGUGCAAUACAGAUGUUCCUUGGCAUGGCCAUGGGGACAACAGAGUGUGUGCUCCUGGGCAUGAUGGCCUUUGACCGGUAUGUGGCUAUCUGCAACCCUCUAAGAUAUCCUGUCAUCAUGAGCAAGGAUUCCUAUGUGCCCAUGGCAGCUGGGUCCUGGUUUGCUGGGGUUAUCAACUCUGCAGUGCAAACUGCAUUUGUGAUACAAUUGAACUUCUGUAGGAAUAACAUCAAUCAUUUCUCUUGUGAAAUUCUGGCUGUCAUGAAACUGGCCUGUGCUGACAUCUCAGGCAACGAGUUCAUCAUGGUUGUGGCCACGACAUUGUUCACACUGAUGCCCCUGCUUUUGAUUGUCAUAUCUUACUCAUUAAUCAUCUCUAGCAUCCUGAAGAUCCGUACUUCUGAGGGGAGAAGCAAAGCUUUCUCCACCUGCUCAGCCCACCUGAUUGUGGUGAUAAUAUUCUAUGGAACCAUUCUCUUCAUGUACAUGAAGCCCAAGUCUAAAGAGACACUUAAUUCAGAGGACUUGGAUGCCACUGACAAAUUGAUAUCCAUGUUCUAUGGAGUGAUGACUCCCAUGAUGAAUCCUUUAAUCUACAGUCUCAGAAACAAGGAUGUAAAGGAGACAGUGAAACAUCUAUUUAACAGAAGUUUCUUUAGCAAGUGAAUGGAAAAGAUGAUUGAAUUGUGAAUACAUUGGGCAUUGUUAAAGGUUUAGAAUUAUGUUGGAAUUUUGGUUACUUUUUCUUGUUUUGAACUUUCACAUAUUACUCAACAAUUUUUAUGAUGACAUACAGCAUUUCAAUAUUAUGUCAUGCUCACUAUAGAGAAUUUGCAAGAUACAGGACAUAGGAUGAAGAAAAUAAAGAGAUCACUUAUUACUCUAACUCUAGGAGAUGGCUUUCAAGUAUUUAACAAUAUAUUUUGUGUUCUGUACAUACCUCAAUAUUGGAAUUGGGUAUUAUAUGUCUUUUUAUGUUCACCUUUAUACAUAGUCCUAUUUCAUACACAUUAUUUCAUCAAAUCUUUCAAAAUAAGUAAGUUCUCUGUUGUGAGAAAAACAAAACAGAAAAUCCCCCAAACUGCACCCACAUUCUCCAGUGGAGAGCCUUGUGACAUAGUUUCACAUUAAUC